AUGUCAUACAAAAAAGGAAAACCUGUACUUGAGUUGUUCCGGGAAACGGAUGAUGACAAUGAUAACUACACCGACGAGUUCGAAACCGCAGAACUCAUCACAACAACGAGAAAGUUUUUGGUGCAGCAGUACGAAAUCGAUAACGCCUUAAAAGUUAUAAAUCCUAACAAUGUGCACCACAACAACCGGCGUUCUUCUACACUUGGGCAACAGACCGGUACUAAAGAGCAAAAAAUGGGUAUCCGUUCAACAAAUUCGCAGUCUCAUCGCAACGCUUAUUCGUACCCUGAUGGAAUUCAGCGGGCGGAUCAGAAUAAUCGCCCAAGCUAUUUAAAUAUUAAUACCUAUGGUAUGAGCGAUCUCUCUCCCGAGGAGUUUGCAAAGUACACAAAGCUCAAACAUGUGGGAAGAGGCGCAUAUGGUGGAGUCUAUCAAGCCAAACACGUUGACACGGGAGAAAUUUAUGCGAUGAAGGUUAUUGAGCUUGAUCACACACACUCUGACUCAUGCUCCAGAAACGACGUGGCAGUGAGUGAUAAUCAGCACUUGAUGAAUGAAAUCCUCAUCAUGAAGCAGUUUGACCACGUCAAUGUCGUGAAACUGUUCCACUAUCAUCUUAACGAGAUGUCUAUGAAUUUAGUACUAGAAUAUUGCGAGGGCGGCUCUCUAAGAGACCGUUACAGAGCUAAGGGACCAUUACCUGAACAUGAAGUUAUAGGCUAUAUCAAACAGACGUUGGAGGGACUGGUAUACUUGCACAAGAAGCGCUUCAUUCACAGUGACAUCAAAGCAGCGAACAUUCUUCUCAAAAAUGGCGUUAUAAAGCUAGCAGAUUUUGGUGUUAGUAUCAAAAUUGACGCAAAGGACGAUAUUGAAACGCUAAAAAACAAGAAGAAGGAAGCAAACGGAUCACCCUAUUGGAUGGCACCGGAGGUUAUUAGACUCCAAGGAGUUUCAACAGCUUCUGACAUUUGGAGUUUGGGAGCUACGGUAGUCGAACUGCUCACCACUCAGCCACCUUUCUAUCAGCAUGAUCCGUUUCCAGCUUGUCACGCAAUAGGAUCGGGAGAGCCUCCAGAUAUACCGUCGGGAAUAUCUCGCGAGUGUUUCCAGUUUUUAACUGUUGGGUGUUUCCAACAGGACAGGAAAGCCAGAUUAAGUGCAGAACAGCUACUUCGUCAUCCGUGGACUCAGGGAGAAAUCAAACAAGAAGAGUUACAUAAGACGAGCCUCAACCGCGAGAACAGAACCGGGUUUUUGAAACAAUACAAUGAAACGUUCCAGGACAAUUACGAUAACGAUUUUGAGGAGCGAUCCAUAAAUUUGUUGAUGACUAUUAAUACCAUGAACAAGAAACAAAGGCUUGAGAUUUACAAAGAAUCGAUGUCAGGGGAAAGCGAGGACGAUUUCAUGGACGUUUUCGAGAUUGAUCAUUUUAAAGAUCUGGACGUUGGAAAUCAAAAGGACAUCGACAUGAGACAGCAAAAAAGAACUUACAUCCGAGAUUUAGUUGACCGCACAGAGGAAGCAACAUUGGAGGAGUUGCAACUGAUUUAUAAAUUUGUGACUGAAGACGAUGAAUGUGGCCAAGAGGGCGAAAAGUUGCACGGGGGCUCGAAUUUUGUGAUAAAAUGUCUGAUUGAUCAGAAAUUUGUAUACAAGCUUACAUCUAGGCUUUUGACGGAGGAGUCUGACGAUUGCAAAAUCGAGCUUAUGAAAAUUGCGGUUCAGCUCUUUCAACACGACACUCAAAGUAUGGUGACAUUCUAUCAUUGCGGGUGUACCUCGAGAAUCAUUCAAGCAUACCACGAAGAAGAAAGUGUCUUCACAUAUUUGUCCAUGCUUGUGAAGUCCAAUCUACCAACUCUGUCUCUUAUUUCAACAGACAUUUGUGAAGUGCUGGUUCUGACUUUAAAGAAUGGAGACACAUCGAGACAAAAUUUGUGCGUUGAGCUGCUGCUUGAACUUUUCAGAAACGAGAAAAUUGAGAAACAGGGGAUGUCCUCGAUUUUAGUUACACAUUCUGUUCCAAGACUACUUGCCAUUAGUUUGAGCAACAUUCGGGGCCACAUGAGUGAAACGCAGCUAGCGGUGGCAGUUAGGACUGUCAAGCUUCUUGCCAAAGUGGCGCACUACUGCUCCGACAACCUUAGAGGCAAGUUCUUUACUGGCGAUUUCUUUACUUGCUUAUUUAGGAGAUUUGCCAAAUUGCCACUUGAGUCCAAACUGGAGAUGGUGAGGAUAGUGAACAAGUGCGAGAUGUUUUUGGACGGUGCGUUGGAAGAUUUAGAUAAUUCACAGAUUCAGCAGAUCUUUGAUCAACUUCUUGAAGACCUUUCCUCGGAAGAAUGUUCCAAAGUAUAUGAGAGGUUUGUGAAAUGUACAAUACCCAUUCUUCAAAAGCUAUGCACUUUGGACUCCAGCAGACAGGUGGAUUUAUUGUCGACCAGCAGCAUAGAGCUUUUCAACCACUUGCUCAAGCUCUUCACCAACUCAAAACGGAAUGAGACCAUCAAAAACCAGGUAGUUGAUAUUUUUGCAACAGCAGCUGGCAAUCCUAAACUAUCGCAAGUAUGCAAACGAUACGGCGCAAUUGAAAUUCUGAUUAAUGUUAUUGACGACCCCCAUUACCGACUUACCGCAAUUCGCAACAUCAGAAACCUCGUGGAGACAGAAGGAGACAUUCUUGACGAGGCGCUGAAAAGGAAGCCGUUGCUUCUCAACAAGAUCGUGGCAGGUAUCAAACUCGAGAACGACCUCGAUCAUUUUUUCAUAGAAUUUAUCCAAGUGCUCGAGAAACACCGGGACAAGUGGGUCCAAUCGAACAGAAAACACACCCAAUCAUUCAGCAUCUACAACUAUAUGUGCUCCUCCGAGGAGAUCUUAAACUCGUUAUUUGAACGGCUGUCACAGCCGGAGCUAGUCGAUCCUCUGCUGGUUCUUCAACUUUUCCAGGUCUUAUAUAGUCGCACGCCGCGGAGCUUUGUCCUGCGGGAGUUUCAGCCGGCCUUUCAGGAUUUGCGGAAUGAGUUGCUGAAGCCAGUCGGAGGCAGUGACGCUCGAAAAGAUCGGAUGAUCGAUAUCAUUGAUGACAUUCUUAUAGAAGGCUAA
Messenger RNA from Ogataea haglerorum, 3111 nucleotides. RefSeq lists its product as uncharacterized. The coding region runs from base 1 to 3111 and encodes 1036 amino acids. NCBI's taxonomy places the organism in Eukaryota, Fungi, Ascomycota, Pichiomycetes, Pichiales, Pichiaceae. The record is from RefSeq and is a predicted model, not a curated record. Gene Ontology annotation, molecular function: ATP binding; protein kinase activity. Gene Ontology annotation, biological process: protein phosphorylation. The transcript has a single exon.